AUGCUUAUUACAGCAAGACACAGAGCAGCAUACCAUGUGAUGACAGAUUUGGUUAUUAUAUGCAACGACCUUUAUGAAAGUCACACAGGGAUAAUAUUAUUCACGGCUUUUGAACUGGCAACAAAGUUUGUAAAACUGAUGUCAAAGUUUCCAGAGGAUUCUAAACUGAAUAUUUAUACACUUAUAUCUAGAUUGUUGUUGAUUUGUGCUAGAUGCCAUUAUAUAGUGAAAGAAUUUAUAAAAGCUCAGGAAGUCCUGUGUCUAUUAUGCAAGAAUCCAAGACAACUUACCAAUAUUGAUGUACUAGAGCUAUGGGCCUUUUGUUUAAUGCAUACUGAAAAGUAUGCUCUGGCAAAACAAAAAGUAAAGCUGGCCGUGAAAGUUGCAAGAACUGAAGAACAAAAAUCCAGAUUUCAAAAGUUAGAAGAUCAUUUAGAACAGAAAAUUCAGCAGAGAAAUAAAGACAACAAACAUGAUGAAAAUGGGGAUUCUGGAAAUAAAUUGACAGAAAGUUCAGGUUACAGCUAUGGUGGACUAAUAGAUUUAGUGGAAUCUGCAAACAUUGAUUUUGAAGCUGAAGUUGUUGAUGAUAUGGGGAAGGAAUGGUCAGAUACCCAAAGUAUUGCCGAUUCUGAAUAUUCAGUAUUUACUGAUCAUAGUAAUGCAAGUUCUUUUGAUGACACAGCAUCAUCAUGUUCAACUAGAAGUGGAAAGAAUAAAGUAAGAAGAAAAACAAAGACGGUAAGAAGAAAUAAAGCGAACUCAACAGAUGGUAGUUGUUCGUCACAGAAAUCUGGUACUCUGCCAUUACCAAGUUUCGCAGUAAACCAGUCUUCAAAAUUUGAUAUGAUUCAAAAAUGGAGAAACGAUAGCCGUCAAGCUUUUAAAGGUCAACGGAUUCAAAAGGGCCAGAAUAGAAGCAGAAAAGACUCAAAUGAGGAAAGGAGAUUUUCAGAGGAAGAAAAUAGUAGUGAAAAUAUGUCUGAUGUAUCAUCAAUGUCCAUCUGUACAACUAAAUCAAUGGCUGGAUUGUCUGCAGAUGAAUUUAGUGGAUCCGAAUAUGAUGUUUCUGAUUCUGGUAGUGAUUGGUGUGGUUCAGCCUCCGAUUUUGAGAAAGAAGAUGACAACAUUGAAGAAAAGUCCCCAGAAGAACCAACUUAUUUUCAAAGAAGCCUAAGUUAUCAUUCUGGACAGUUCAGGGCCAGAAAUAUUCUUGAAAAAGAAUAUUUUCAGAAAGGUUUGGAUUUGAAUGAAGAAUGUAUUGAAUCUGUCGCAUCUCAUUAUUUCAAAGGAAAGAAAAUACGGUACAGAGAUAUUGAUAAUAAAAAUUUUGAUGAUCAAUGUCGAAUGUUACCAAAGAUAUAUAAAAGAUGCACUAUUAGUAUUGAAUCAGCUCACCAAGCUGUUUGUAUACCAGUAGAACCCACAGAUGAAAUUCAGGAAAUACAAAUCAUUGGACGAUCAAAAUGUGGUCAAACCUUUACAGAUGAUACAGUAGUAGUUCAGAUUCACUCAAAACAAAUUGGCGGCAAGGUUCACGGAGAAGUGGUUUCUUUUAUUCAACGACAUCGUUACAAGGAUAUUGCCCAUCCUGUAUUUGUAUGUCUUUUAGAUCUGAAGGAAGGACAUUUGAUGAAGCCACUCUGUCGCACUGUUCCAAAAUUACAUAUUUUACAAGACAAUGUCAAGAGAAAAUUUAAGCAUCUUCUUAAAUCAAGAGUUGAGAUCUAUAAAUAUGAUGCCACCAAAGGAACUAUCAGUUUUUGGCGCUAUCAUGAUGUCCAAAAAGGAGAGAGAGAACAGUGGCUGUUUAUUGUAGCCUUAAUAAAAUGGAAACCAAAUAAAAUAUAUCCCUUGGCAGCAGUUAUUGAUGUCAUUCAUUGCACACAAAAUCCAUAUGAUGGAAUCAGAAUAAUGUCAAAGGAAUACCAAGUGCCAUAUUUCUAUGAAAAAUCCACUGUUGAAGGCAUUAAGGCAGCAUUCAAUGAUGCAAAGGUGUUUAACACUAAAGAUUACCGUGACAGAACUAGCGAUCUUAGGGUCUUUACCAUAGAUCCCCCAGGGUCCAAAGACUUAGAUGAUGCUCUGUCUAUCACACUACAGGAAGAUGGUUCUUAUGAAGUUGGAGUACAUAUAACAGAUGUGUCGACUAUUGUCAAGAAAAAUGACCCAGUAGAUAGAGAAGCACAGACAAGAUGUGUUACGUUUUACCCCGGUAAAGGAUUCCGUCCGUUUGCUAUGCUUCCUGAACCAUUGAGUGAGAGUAUCUGCAGUUUACUACCAAAUCAAAAAAAGCCUGUUAUAUCAGUUUAUUUUAAGUUUGAUCAGAAAGGAAAUGUUUCAAAAUCAACUCCAACCAUUCAAAAAUCUAUUAUUAAAUCUUGCAAACAGUUUACAUAUCAAGAAGUCCAGAAUAUUUUAGAUGACAAGUUAGAAGAACAACCAAUUAACCUUUACCAGGAAGUAAAAAUGUUAUAUAAACUCUCCCAGAGUUUGAAAGAAGACAGAUUAGGUCAUGCCUCAUUUGCAUGGCCAGUAGAAAUAGAUGUUUCAGAAGAUGAAAAUCCCAUGGACACAUAUCAGGCUCAUUCAUUGGUUGAAGAAUUUAUGAUACUGACAAACAGUAGUAUUGCCCAACUUCUGAGAAGACAGUAUCCAGGAAGUGUUCCUCUCCUUUGUCAACAACCACCUGCAAUCGAAGUGUUUGACAAUUGGUACAAUGUAAACAAACAUUACAUACAUCACAUUCUUGGUCUCCAAUCAAGGGAGACACCAAGAGGGACUAUUUCUGUCUCCGGUUCUCCUCCAGAAGGGAGAACUAGGAAACUAACACCCGUCCAGACUUGGGUUUUGGAGGAGAUCAAAGAUUUAGUGCCAGAAACUGAGCAAAAUAUAUCAAGAAUCAAACAACUUAUCCAGUCUGAUUUUCUGCAUCCUAAACAAGCUUUAGCAUACCAUGAAUGGAACUUGUUUCAAGAGUCAUCAAAAUAUGUCUGUUCUACAGAGAUAUUGGCAAAUCAAGACAAAGGUAUUCAUUUCUCCCUAGAGAAAAAAUCUUAUGUACAUUUUACUUCUCCACUGCGUAGGUACAGUGACCUCAUUGUACAUAGACUUGUGUCUGCAAUGCUGAAGAAGCAUGUAUCUCCUUAUGAACCACAAGAAAUAUCAGAUUUGUGUUCGACUAUAAAUGAUGCUACAAAGAGGGCUAACCAGUUUAAGAAAAGUUGUAAGCAGUUCAUUUUUGGCAGAUUUUUCAAGAAAAAUCCAGUUUUAUUUAAUGGUUUUGUGAAAGAAAUAUCAGAUAACGGAAUCAAAGUUGUUAUACCAGGUUUACAGAAACUGCCAAUCUCCCGGAAAGAAAUCCAGUUCAAACUAUUAGAUGUCGCUUGCAAGCCAGAGCAAAAAGGGGAUGUUGAUAUGCAAAGUAUGACAGAAUAUGAGAAAGACAUGAAAAUGGUUGUAGUGAAAUGGGAGAAAAGAUUAUACAGUUACAUACAUAGGUCAUGCAGAAAACCUAAAACAAGUCGAUUUGAGUCGGAAAAGAAGUAUUUCUCACCUUAUCUUAGAAUAUAUCCACACCAAAAUACAACUUUUAUAAGGUACAAAGAUCAUUGGAGCACAAUCUUGAAGUGUAUUUUGAAUGAAAAGAUUGAUGAUUUGAGAGAGAUGCUAUACAGGUUUAAAGAUGAUGAACAAACAAAACUUAACAUUUCACAUGACAGAGAGAAUAUCAGUUCAUUCAAACGAAGUGUUACUGAUGUAAGCUCAGAAGUGAAAGAAGGAAUCAUUGUUGAACAUAGAUGUAAAUUUCAAGUACCAUACCACCAUGGACAAAUCAUCCAGCUUCAAAUGUCGGCAAGUCUGAAUCGUGGAUUUUUGACACCUUCUCCUCAAGUUCUUGAUGUAACAGAAAAUAUUAAGUUCUGCAUUGACCAUUUUGAUAACCCAAUAAAAUCAUUGCUACGAUAUGCUAAGUUGCAUACAAAGUCAAGAUAUUCCAGGCUGGAGGAUUACGUCAAAACUUGGAUACCUAUUGUGGAAAUGGAAGCAACCCUCAGUGCAGUGCACAAUGAAGAUACAGCAGUUAUCAAUGACAUCCCUGUGGAAUUUAGGGGACAAAGAGGGAGAUUUGUUUUAACAAAGGGGUUUUGUGAUAUCAGAGAUAUGGAUGUUUCUAGUGGACAUAUAGAAAUGCUGUCAACUGGGAUUAAUGAUGGGACAGAGGAUAUUAUAGAAGAAUCAGAUACCUAUACAGAACAAAGAAUUAACUCUGAGGAAGAAGAUACCCCAAUGAGUGCAGUAAAUGUAGGUCAGAGAGAAGAUUUGUCUUUUGAUGGAAAUCCAGAUGAAAUUAAGACAAAUACAGCAUCUGAAUUGGAAGUUGAAGAGUCAGACAAAGAAAACAAAGAAACUGAAAACCAGUCACAAAAUGGCAGCUUGCAGAAGAAGAAACCAAAGUACACCAAUAUUUUGAGUCCCCACUUUUUAUGUAUUAAAUUGAAAAGGCCUUUACCUGAAAAUGUCAAGGCAAAAAUGGGCAAUUGCUUGCCAAGACAAAGCCAGUACAUUUGGGUAGCUCAUGGUGAACUGUUGAAAUCCAGGAAAAUAAGGACCAAGAAAUUCAGUAAAAGAAGAGAGUGUUUUAAAAAGGUUCUAGAAAUUGACCUUGUCUUUAAGUUACACGAGAACAGUCCAUCACCACCUGUGACAGAAGUGACAUCGGAUGAUAAAUGUUCAAUAGAACUCAUUUUAAAGCCUAGAGUCUUUAGGAGAAUAGAAUGUUACAUCAAGCUAUUGGGACAGGGACAGGCUAGUGAACUUGCUGAGAAUAUUGCAUUAGGACAUCCUAUCAGUGCUCCAGGUACACUUGUAUUUAAAAUGUUUCCUAGUAAUUAUACAAUAAAGUUUAUGUGUUCUCUCAUAUCAUACUUAUUUAUUGAAAUAGAUCUGGCUAACAUGGCUAAUAUGUGA
Mytilus trossulus (common blue mussel) is the source of this 4971-nucleotide messenger RNA. RefSeq names its product 3'-5' exoribonuclease HELZ2-like. The coding region runs from base 1 to 4971 and encodes 1656 amino acids. Gene Ontology annotation, biological process: mRNA catabolic process; miRNA catabolic process. The record is from RefSeq and is a predicted model, not a curated record. The transcript has 8 exons. Gene Ontology annotation, molecular function: 3'-5'-RNA exonuclease activity; RNA binding. Lineage: Eukaryota; Metazoa; Mollusca; Bivalvia; Mytilida; Mytilidae. Gene Ontology annotation, cellular component: P-body.